This is a messenger RNA of Suillus subalutaceus, 354 nucleotides long. RefSeq lists its product as uncharacterized. The record is from RefSeq and is a predicted model, not a curated record. Lineage: Eukaryota; Fungi; Basidiomycota; Agaricomycetes; Boletales; Suillaceae. The annotation marks the transcript as partial. The transcript is spliced from 3 exons.
UACACUGCGGCUAAUGAAACGGACGACUGAUGUUGAACAACUAGCAGCAUUUCCGAUCGACGAGGAGAUAGGUACCUUCAAGUUUGGGCGCGACCCGGCGUGCAAUGUUCAUCUCUAUUACCCCGAGAUCAGUGCUAGAUUGUGUUUCUGGAAAGACAGGUGCAUGGUUUAUUUGCCUAUAACACCUGCAUAAACUGACACAUUGAGAAAUAAACCAUUUGCGUUGGCAGGCUUUCAAUCCUCGUCUUUGGCGAAGCAGGCCUCACCAUCGACGGCUGUUAAUGAAGUAAAGACCAGAUUCCGGAGGGCACGAGUGAGUAAGAAUGGGAAGAUGUGCUGACGACUUCAAAUAAC